Dendrobium catenatum is the source of this 999-nucleotide messenger RNA. RefSeq lists its product as uncharacterized. The transcript is spliced from 2 exons. Lineage: Eukaryota; Viridiplantae; Streptophyta; Magnoliopsida; Asparagales; Orchidaceae. Bases 1 to 999 code for a protein of 332 amino acids. The record is from RefSeq and is a predicted model, not a curated record.
AUGUGGACAGGAUUAUUGGGAAAAAUUGGGAUUUCCUCCAUGUUCUGGCCAGUGGGCGUUCGUUGCACUUUGGAAGCGGGAUGCUGCCCAGUUUGUGGCUUGUCUGACGUCGAAUCAAGUGCUAGUAAGGACUAUCAUUCCCGGCGGGCACUCUGGAAUGACAUUGGCUCGCUGAUUAACGCUGAAGACCAGGUCCUUGUAGGAGGGGACUUCAAUUGUUGUCUGGCUCAAGAGGAAAAGAAGGGUGGACGGUGCUUCACUUACUCGGUGGGGGCUCAAGAAAUGGCGAAUUUCAUGAGCGACAAUGACCUCCAUGAUUUGGGGUUCUCGGGCCCCAAAUUUACGUGGUCUAAUAACAAGAGUGGUAGUAGCAAAAUUUGGGUGCGACUGGAUCGUGUCCAAAUGAACACGGAAGGGCUGCGUCUGGCUCCGCUGGCGACGGUGAAGCACUUAGUCCGUCUCGCCUCUGAUCACUUCCCGCUGCUGUUGUCAUUGAAUUCUUCGACUCGCAGUAGAGGAUCCAAUUGGCUGCUGUUCGAGGACGCUGAGGGCACUGUUCUACUGGAGCCGCAAUCUAAGGAGUUAGGGGAGCUGAAGUCCUCUCUGGAAGCCCGUAUUGCGUGGCUACAGGAGGUUGAGUGCUCGUCGGUCGGUCUGUCGGCGGAACAGGACGGUGAGCUUCGACAUGUCGCGGGUGAGCUGAUUGCCGCAUUGGCAAGGCUUGCGACGUGGUGGAGGCAGAUAGCGAAGACACGGUGGAUUGAGGAGGGGGAUGCCAAUUCACAUUUCUUCCACUCUAAUGCUUCGACUCGUCGGCGCAGCAACACUAUAAGGGAAAUCAAGGAUCAGAAUGGGGAGACCAUCACCGACCAGAAGCUUAUUCGGGAUGAGUUCUGGAGCUUCUUCCUCUUGAAAUGGAAGGAAAGGCAAGUGAGCUUAAAUGACUGGCCGGAAUUUCGAGAGGAUGAAAAGAUCCACCCCCCCCCCCCCAUUCGGUGA